Molecule: messenger RNA, 2274 nt
Organism: Populus nigra (black poplar)
Lineage: Eukaryota; Viridiplantae; Streptophyta; Magnoliopsida; Malpighiales; Salicaceae
Exons: 7
Coding region: 570-2093 (507 amino acids)
Source: RefSeq, a predicted model, not a curated record
GCCGGUGCAAAGGGGAAACAGCAUGUAUGCUAUGGCACCGAAUGUGGACGUGUUUUCAGUUUUGUGCAAGAAAACUACAAAACUCUGAAACACUUUAACCCCAAUCGUACGAAAAAGAACUCUCACCUGUAAUUAUUUCAAUUUCAAACACACAAACAACAUGAAAUAAUAAGGCUCAUUUUUAGCUAUGCGGUUCCAUCCCACCAUCACCAUCAUUUCUCAGCCUUUUUUAUUUCUUAAGAAAUGGGUUCGAGUAGUAGUAGACCGGGGCCACUCUCAACACGGGCCCGACUGAACCGAAGGUCGUCCAGAUGGUUCUGCGGUAUGGAUAUGGAGCAAUUCCUUAGUGUUGACAUAGGGUAUAAACAAAUCUAGGCAGUAGGCACUUCUCUCAUUCAAGAAGCAAGAUGUGGUGAGGUGGCAGUAUUCAUUUUCUGUUAUAUUUCUAGUCUUGAUCAAUGUGCAAUUUUUUUAAUGUUUCGUGAAGUCUAUUUAAGGAUGCUACUAUUCAAAUGUUGUGGCUACAUUUUACAGAAGAGACUGAUACGCAUGCCAUCCUUUUCCAAUAGAUGGAAGACUAUCCAGAUGAAAGUCUGGUGAAUUCUCUGGAUCAGUGUGGCCCAUUCAUCAAUGAGGUACAGAAUUCUGCUGAGGAAUCAUCUGUGGUUUCUAGUAUGGUAACAGGGUCUAGUAGCUCGGAUACUGAAACUGGAGGAUCAUCUGGAAACAGUAUAACAGCUAGUGAGGGAACUUUUGUGAAUGAUGGUUAUAGAAAUCUUGACAUAAGCUGUCAAGGGAAAUGCCUAUCUGACAGCAAGGAGUUAGUUGGCCUGGAUCAGGGAAGUGAUAGUCAUAGUCAUGAUGAAUCGGGUAGGAAUGGAAGUAUUACUGAAGCAAGUACUUCAUUUAAAGAACAGCAAUCAUCAGAUCCUGUAUCUAUGAAUGUUUCAACUAACAUGGAUGCUGUCAAUGGCAUUGACAAUUCAGAGAACAAGGGUUUUUCUCAGAUCUAUCCUGAUAUUAUACAUCCAAGCAGUUCAGAUCCUUCGAGGCUUGGAGAUUCACAUUCUAAUGAUGCCUCUUUUGACAACCAUAUGGGUGAAGUAACAGACAUACCUAAUUCCGAUUCUGAUUCUGUAACUCAUAGGCCUGAUGUUCGAGUAACCUUUCACCCAACGCAAGAUGAGUCUAUCCAAGAUUCAGUAUCUUCAAAUUUAGGAUUUCUUGUGCCCAAUAGGGAACAAGACCGGACAGAUGGAAGUGUACUCCAUGUCGAUGUUGUGAGUAUCUCUUCCAGCAUUUAUUCUAGCAGCACUUCAGAUACAAGCAAUCAUGAAGCCAGAAGGAAUAGCAGAAGACUUUUUUGGGAUGCAUUUUCAAGGCGCAGUUCUAGGAGGCAUGUUGAUUCUCCGACUACUGUUUUCUCGACAGAUAAUAAUGAUGAUCUUGAAUCCCAUGACAGAUGGCUUCUUAAUUUCAGUGGUGAUUUUUUCAACGAUGGGAUAGACAAUGAUUCUAGAUACUUGGACAGGAGAAUUCACAGAUUGAAUGAACGAAGACGACACUCAAGAUCUGAGAUAUGGGAAAGACUUCAUGGUGGCCUUGAUGAGAAUAGUCGACGAACUACCUCUUGUCCUUCUGGACUCCACCCUGACGGUACAUGCUCGUGUGAAUCAAUCUUGAUGACUGAGGAGUUGAAUGCUCAUCGAAGUAUAUCACGAAUAGUCAUGCUUGCUGAAGCUCUGUUUGAGCUGCAGGUUUUGGAUGAAAUUCAUCAUCACCCUGUGUCGCUCUCUCUAUCCAUGAUGUCGCUCCCUGCCCCUGAAUCCAUCGUUGAUUCUUUCCCUCUUAAGAAUCACAAAAAAGUUGACAAAGUUGAGGGCAAUGAUGAGGAUGAACAGUGUUACAUUUGCCUGGCCGAGUACGAGGAAGGUGACAAAAUAAGAGUUCUUCCCUGCCACCAUGAAUAUCACAUGGCUUGUGUGGAUAAAUGGCUUAAAGAAAUACAUGGGGUGUGCCCGCUUUGUCGAGGAGAUGUUCGUGAGGUUGCCAACGAGCCUUCAAUCCCGAAUCCGGAAAUUCCUUCUACUUGAUAGAAUAGCACAUAUAAUUGUAUAUACAAACCUUUUAUUACCUUAUAUAAAUUCCAUCUCUUGUAUUAUAUCCCCUGAAGUUUGAAUUCUAUAGAUCUUACAGGUCGGUGACCUUUACUGUAAUUAAAUUUAAUUAUAAUAUUUAAUUUAUUUUAAAUUUAAUUGAUAAAUAAGUUCAAUA